Molecule: messenger RNA, 5768 nt
Organism: Seminavis robusta
Lineage: Eukaryota; Bacillariophyta; Bacillariophyceae; Naviculales; Naviculaceae
Source: the annotation of a GenBank genome assembly
AGAAGGGCGAAAGAGGACAACCAUGCCAGCAAACCACAUCGAUGGACCAUGGCAGGUACUACUGGUACUAAUACUAAUAGCCAGAACAGCACAAACAAGAAGCCCAAGAAGCCCAAGAGUGAGGAUGAUCCCCUGGUCAAGUCAUUGUGUCUGGUGGACCCUCUCCUUCAAUUUCUCACCAAGAGAUCGGGCAAGACAUCUGUUCCUUUGACGCUGUUGAAGAACGUUUUACCUGGUGGAGUCGACCGUCAUCCCACAUUGCUGCAGCACAUUUUCCAACUCCAUCAAUGGGGAAUCCUGCGACUCUUCUUCAAACCCGACACGGACAACAAUGAUGUUUCAUCCUGGGACUCUGCCACAGCGGAAAUUGGGUUUCCAACCCCACAACCUCUCGAGGACUACAAGGGGAACGAGAAGAACCGGCAGACUCUCAAACAGGCGGGAUCCUUGUCAGGGUCCACCAAGACAGCCGCCAAGCGACGAUUGACGGCACUCAAGAAAAUGAUCAAAACAAAUGACAAACAAAAAGGUGAUGAUCAAUCAACCAAAAAGAAAAAUCAGGGAGAAAAGGGGACAACAGAUAACUCCAAUGACAGAACAGACAAAGAGGCAGUCUCUGGGAGCCACCUCAAGAAGGAUUGGGAUUUUGACUCUUAUCAAAAACCAGAUCAAGUAGAAGGAGCAAAGGAAGAGGAGGAGGAAGAAGAAGAAGAACUCUGUCAUCAAGCCAAAGCAGCGAGAGCGGGACUCCAACAAAUGUUUUCAUUCCAACAACGACCCAAAAAGGGACAAAAUAGCAAGAACACAAAGAACACGACGACAACCAUGAAAAAUAUCAUUCCACAAUACCUGCUCCCCAAACAGGCUGCCUACUCGGGAUCACAACCCGCACAAUCUUCCAACUAUGCAGAACUCACAGCGGCCACCAAAGCCAUGAUUCCUCCUCCCGUAUUGGCCGCAUUUGGUCUGGGAGGAUCACAGGGGCAACAACAAAAGCUCUCUCGACGCCGGUUGUACAGUCAUCAAGCCAAUGCAAUUGGAUCCGCACUACAAGAGUGUCACACGUUGGUAUGCACGUCCACGGGAAGUGGCAAAUCAUUGUGCUUUUUGAUUCCCGCCUUGACGGCUGCCUACAAUGCCAGUGUUGCCCAUCAAAACAACAACGAAAACGACACUGCAUCGAGUGCACAGGGCAUUUCGCUAAUCAUGUUCCCAACGAAAGCACUGGCACAGGACCAAUUCAACAAACUCAAAAUACUCUUGGAAAAGAACGAGGAACUCCAGAAACACAUUGUUCCGGCAACAUUGGAUGGAGAUUGUCCGCAUGCGCAACGAUCCCACGUCGCAAAACACGCCAAUGUCAUUCUCACCAACCCCGAUACGCUACAUGCCGCCAUUCUGCCUCAAUGGAACAAACUCUACAAACGAAUACUGCUCGGGUUAAAGUAUGUAGUCAUUGAUGAGGCUCAUGUCUACGAAGGCAUGUUUGGGACUCAUGUGGCACUGAUACUGUCGCGACUGCAACGACUCUGUGUGGUCACUCGGUGCAACCAUGAUGACCAAGCCAAACGAAAGACUCCCACCUUUUUGUCUUCCUCCGCCACUCUGGAAUACCCGGAGUAUCACAUGAGGCUGUUAUGUCCCAUCCCCAACACUAGCAAAGUCAAUGUGCUGACUGCCAAAGAUGACGGAUCCCCACGAUCGGCCAAACAUUUCUUUGUGUGGAAUCCACCCUUGUUGAACAUGUCGGGAGAAUCCACUGGUUCUGUGUUUUAUCCCAAACCAGCAUCCUCCAAGAAAAAGAACGAUCCACAACAAUCAACAACUGUACCCAAACGAUUGCGCGAUUCUGCGGAUAGUCCAUAUACGAGUAAUGCACAAACCCCAAUCUUGCAAAGCUUUCGCCGAAGGCACGCUGCCGAUGAAACGGCCUUGUUGUUGGCGCGUGCUAUUUCUCUCAAUGUGCGAUGCAUCGCCUUUUGCAAGACACGAAUGGUAGUGGAAUGGGUCUACGAACGAACAGUGGCAGCUCUACGCCGCGAGGAAUCCACAAAGCAUCUAGUCGAAAAAGUGCAACCGUACCGAGGAGGGUACAAGCUCAGCGAUCGCCGCGAAAUUGAAAAGAAGCUCUUCGACCAGGAGCUUUUAGGGGUUGUUGCUACCAGUGCCCUGGAGCUGGGAGUAGACAUUGGGGGGAUUGAGCUUACACUCCACACGGGCUAUCCUACAUCCAUCUCCAGUCUGUUGCAACAGGCAGGUCGAGCGGGGCGUGGUGUAGGAGCGCAGGGGAAGCCAUCCUUGUCGGUGGUUGUUUGUUUUGGGUCACCCUCGGAGCAGUACUUGUGGAAGAAACCUCUGAAUCUUUUGAGUCGCGGUAUUUCGGCCCCAAGGUCGUUUCCGAUCAAUGCUGGGGUUGUCCAGGGACACUUGUUGUGCGCGAGCAAGGAAUUUCCUUUGACGGGCAAGGUUCCAGUUAGUGUCCUUCGUACAUCUAAUCCAGAGGAGGACACACCCGGUACCAGUGAAAUCUUGCCAGAUGAGCAGCUCUUUGGGUCUCAGGAGGCAUACACCGAAGCUUUGGCUCGAUUGUGCAAAAGGAAUUCGGUAGUUCCAUUCCGGGCUCCAGUUGCAUCCGGUGGCCAACUGCAAGCGUAUAAGGCGCAUGCCUUCGAGGACAAACCAUGGAUGCGGGUAUCAGUUAGAUCAGUAGAACCCGUGUCAUUCUCUAUCGUUGACAUUGCACAUCCAGCGCAAGCUGGGAACAUGAAAGCAAUUCAGGAUGAGAGCGCGGUGUUGGACAACCUGCCGUACUCUCGCGUGUUCUACCAUGCUUUCCCUGGCGCAAUCAUUCUCCACAGAGGACAGAAGUAUGAGGUCUUGUCAAUGACGAGGCCUCCACCUUAUGACCCGAGCUGCGCUUAUGCAAGGAAUUUGAGUCUAGCUGCCUUUGCCAGGCCGACCCAGAAGAAGUACAUGACUCGACCGCUGAGUAAUAAUACGAUAACAAUCGUCAAGCAAAUCGAGAGAGUGGAUGUUCGCAGUCCUGCAGCAGAAGAAGGGAACAACAAAAUGGAGGAUUCCGCCAAGCCAGGGAGCCGGGAGGAGCAGCAACAAAAGGAAUCCCCUUCGUUGGAAGGCAACCAAAAGGGCGAGCUCAAGGUAUCGCCUGUGUCUGUCGUGGAUGCGUAUGCUGGUAUCCCAGAUCAAAACGACGGGUCAUUUGCCGGCUGUGGUGUGGUGACUUCCAAGCGGACGGUGCAUGGGUACAAGAAGCUCUCAUUGAUUACCCGUUCAGAAAUGAGCAGACACGAACUCAGCUUGCCGCCAAUGGAAUAUGAUACGUUUGGGUUGUGGAUUGAUGCCGAACCCGAAACCCUUGGGGCAUUCCUUGGCAACGAUUAUGGUUCUGGUGUCCAUGCUUUGUCACACGCAUUGCUCGCCGUAUCACCACUGUUCACAGCAUGUGUUAGGUCAGACCUGGAGUGCGACCAUUCCACCUACAGCCCAACUCGUGUAUGUCUGUUUGACGAGAGAGCUGGAGGGAGUGGCACUUGUGCUGAGCUGUGGAAAUCGAUGUUUAUCCCCAAUGGUCUCCUUGAAUCCGCCGUGGAGCUCUUGGAGAGCUGUCCAUCCUGCCAGCAAGAUAACAAUGACCUGGGCUGUCCGGCUUGUCUACAGAGUGGGGAGUGUGUUAAGUUUAAUGCUUUCCUUUCCAGAUCAGCGGGUCUGUGCAUUGGCAAACGGAUGCUCCAGCGCUUGAAACAGAGCGAUCGAUAUAAGGCCAACGUGAAAGCCAGCGAGGAAGAACCAGAAACUAGAGAAAGGCCCACCAACGAUGAUGGCACUCCUCGAAAGAAGCGAAGAACUCAGGCCCUACGUCAUGCCAAGGAUUUGGACUCUGCGCGUGGGAGGUUGUUUGUUGUGGGUCGUCCUUCUUGGCCAACAGAUCAAGACAACAUGCCUGGGAACCGACAAGAGAAUGCAGCAAACUAGCUAACUAUCUUGAUAAGAAGGCAACCGCGUUGUGCAAAACUUUGGUCGGCACCUUUUAUGCCCCAUACCCUCUCUGCUGUCUCCAAAAAAAGGAGGAAUCGAAUUGCAGGUGGCACAAAAAAGCCAGUAUAACUCUCGUCGUUCCUGGGCUGGAUCUGCCGCUACUCGCGGGCUCUCUGGCCAGAGUUACCUAGCAUUGCCUAGCUAGUUUCUGCUCUCGGUGUGCAUGACAAUUCCUACACUAUUGUUACCGGUAACACAGAGAAAAUGACACAAGUGCUCGUCGACACAAAAGAAACCAUACCCCAUCUAUGGAAGCCCCAUUGAAUUAUUUGUUCGAGGAGUCGAGUCGGCAGCGGACAAGCACAGUAGACCAAGGAAACCACGUUGGAUGUGGAGCAGGGUCAACGCUAGCCAGCCACCGAUCUCCCCCUUUGCUGGGAAAUUUUAGACGACCCCAGUCGAAUUGCCACUAGUACUAUCUUCUGUUGUAUUCAGACUGGUGCCGCUGGCAUUGGUGAUUGUAAAGUUUGCCGUUGAGGGUGCUGCAGUGGUGGCAGCUGUGGGAGGCAUUGUUUCAGUGCUGGAAGCAGCAGUGGCAGGCAUCGUUUCAUUACUGGGAGGAGCAGUGGCAGCAGCCACAACCACGUCUGUUUCAUUGGUUGGCAUUGCUGUGUUGUUGCCUCCAUCACUGGCUGUCCCACCAAUACUGGAAAGUGGAGUAGGAACCAUAGUGGAAGGAUUGCUUGUCGCUUCCGGUGUUGGUACCACUGGGCUUGUCGUGUUUGAUGUUGCUGUAGCUGUUGGUGCUGCUGUCGUUGUUGUUGUAGAUGGAACCACAGUUGUGGGAGUUGCAGUUGAAGUGUUGUUGGAACUGCUCCCUACCACUACUGGCACUGUCCCAUUAUUAUUUGUUCCCGCACUUUGGAGGCCUGCACCGACACAGGCACAGUCGCAACCACACAACGUUUGCAUAUUUGGAUCCUGUUCACAGGUCAAGGCGAUAGUAUUGUCCAGAGCACACAGGCCCACUGGAAUGACUCCGGUCAAACCGGGAUUCCCGGAUACAUCCAAUUGCGCCAAGAGUGGGAUAUUUUGUAGCUGCAUUGGGAUGGAACCCGUAAGGUUGUUUUGUCCCAUCAUCAAGGUUCGGAGACUGCUCAGUUCACCCAAUUCGCUGGGAAGAUUCCCUUGCAAGCCAUUCCCCUGCAAACGGAGCUCUUGCAAGUUUUGCAGGUACCGCAAGCUUGUGGGGAUUUCUCCCGAUAAGACAUUAGCGGACAUGUCUAGUACUUGCAAAUUGGUCAAUGAUCCAAACGCUCGAGAGAGCGCAUUUCCCAAUUGGUUGUCAUUGACGAGGAUCGAUCGUAGUUGUGUCAAGAGAAACAAUUCUGGUGGAAGAGACCCUUGUAGUCCUGCUUUGGUCAGCGCCAAUUCUUGCACACGAUCCAAUGCCAGCGCCAGUGAUGGACCCCCCGCUGGUUGCAACUGCCGACGCCUUACCAAGUAAUGACUGUCGUCGGGACGACGGAUUCUCGAACCAAAAAUAUUAUUGCUCGUUGUUGCAUUGUUGUUGUUGUUGUUGUUGUUGUUGCUGCUGUUGGACGAUGAUCCCGUAAAUUUGCUGGCGCACGUAAUGCCACCCCAUUGACAUUCAUUGGUGGUAUACUCGAGCCAAGAAGAACUUGUCGUUGUGUCUUGAUUAUUAAAACUCCAACUGCUGUCUCCUCCAGUGGCAUAAUACAAUCCCGCCAAUGAGAAUCGUUGUUCCCGAC